AUGAAGUCGGCUGUUGUCCUCGGUCUCGCCGCUGUUGCUGUUGCUGCUCCCGGUGGCCCAGGAGGAUGGGGCGGUGGCCAAGGAGGAUGGGGUGGCCAUCAACAAGGUGGUGAAUCUGGAGGUAACUGGGGAGAUUGGAAUGGAGGACAUGGUCAGUGGCCUCCCAGCGAAGAAACAUCAACCUUUAGCCCUCAACCCGCACCCGCUUCGUCUUCUGCCAUCCCAGAACCCAUCUCCCAAGGAUGGGGAGACUGGGAAACCACUACCACUACCACUACAACCCCCAGCCCUAGCCCAAUUUCCCAAACCACUACUACAACAACAACCCCGUCAGAAACAGUGUGGUUAGAUUGGACCACCACUACCACUACCCCAAGCCCCAGCCCAAUAUCCCAAACCACCACGACCACGACCCCUUCGGAAACAAUGUGGUUAGAUUGGACUACCACUCCCACCACUACUACCACAACCCCAACCCCAAGCCCCAUUUCCCAAACCACCACAACGCCGUCGGAAACAAUGUGGUUAGAUUGGACCACGACGACGACUAACUCUGUAUCACCAGCUCCCGCCGAGACACAGUGGGCCGACUGGACCACGACCACGACCAAGUCGGUUCCUGUGUCGCCGAUCUCGGUUACGACAACGACAAAGGAGGCGUGGGGAGAUUGGACCACCGUCACGACCACGACCACGUCGAUUCCCGUGUCGCCCAUCUCAAUCACCACAACGACAAAGGAGUCCUGGGGAGACUGGAACUCGACUUCCUCUGUCCCUGUGGCGCCCAUCUCGACUGCCACCGAAAGCUGGGGUGACUGGACCACCACUACACCUCCUCCGGCUCCAAUCACUACAACCACGCCUCCCCCGGCUCCUAAGUCCAGCACCACCAAGCCAGUUGCUCCAUCUUCAACCACCCCAGUCGCUCCCGUGGUGAGCACCUUUGUCGGUGAAGCUUCCGCUCAAUUCGGUGGAGCCAAGAAGAUUGCAGGUGCCGCCGCAGCCAUCGCGGUCGCUGCUCUUCUGUAA
Molecule: messenger RNA, 1029 nt
Organism: Exophiala spinifera
Lineage: Eukaryota; Fungi; Ascomycota; Eurotiomycetes; Chaetothyriales; Herpotrichiellaceae
Exons: 1
Coding region: 1-1029 (342 amino acids)
Source: RefSeq, a predicted model, not a curated record